Messenger RNA from Capsicum annuum, 762 nucleotides. RefSeq names its product transcription factor bHLH162-like. The record is from RefSeq and is a predicted model, not a curated record. The transcript has 3 exons. Bases 43 to 762 code for a protein of 239 amino acids. NCBI's taxonomy places the organism in Eukaryota, Viridiplantae, Streptophyta, Magnoliopsida, Solanales, Solanaceae. Gene Ontology annotation, cellular component: RNA polymerase II transcription regulator complex. Gene Ontology annotation, biological process: regulation of transcription by RNA polymerase II. Gene Ontology annotation, molecular function: DNA-binding transcription factor activity, RNA polymerase II-specific; RNA polymerase II transcription regulatory region sequence-specific DNA binding; protein dimerization activity.
AAUUAAUAAAUAAUUCCUUCAAAAAGGCAAAAAGCUUCAAGAAUGGAACGUUCCCUAAAGUCUAAAAUUGUUCAAAAGUUGGAAAGAAAAGAUGUGGAAAAAAAUAGAAGGAAUCAUAUGAAGAAUCUCUAUAAUCAACUUCAUUCCAUGCUUCCUACUCAUGCCUCUACCUCUAAGGAAACAACAAUGACAGUGUCAGAUCUAAUAGAUGCAACGGUGAAUUACGUAAAGAGCUCGAAAAUGAAUUUGGAGAAGAGCAAGAAAGACUUGGAAGAACUGAAAUUGGGCAAAAAGAGAGCCCAAUCACUCAAUGCAGCUAAUGAGCCCAGCUCAAGCACAAAGUCAACUUCGCAGAUAGAAUUUCAUGAAAUGGGCCCAAAUAUGAUCGUGGUUUUAAUAACUGGCCUUUACAAUAUAGCCACUUUUAAUAACAUCAUUCGAUUAUGCCACGAGACUGAAGGUGUUGAAGUUUUGUCUACCAACUUUCAACUCAAUGGAAACUCUACACUUCAGAUUUCUUUUGAAACUCAGGUGCAGAUCGACACAAAUUCAACAAUGGAAUUUAAAGCCACAACUUUGUGUGAUAAGAUCAAGGAGUUGAUUUAUGGACCAUCUUGCAACAAUGACAUGAUAAUAUCCCAACAACAUUUAUGGGACUACAAAAUUGAAUUUGAUGCACUGGAAUUAUUACCAACAAUAAAUCAAAAUCCAAACAUGUAUAAUUACAUGCAAAAUGUUUAUGAAACUCAUAGUUUUUUCUAA